AUGCGCACUGUCCUACGUUCAACGUUGCUUCUCCUUCCACUCCUGCAAUAUACAUCCGCCCUCCGCUUGGGGGGAGCAUCUCCAUGCUUCGAAGCCUGUGAUGGUGGCAAGAACACCGAAACAAGUGAUUUGACAUGUGUCGACGCCGAGUAUGAUCCCGCGUCUGGAACGACCGUUGGAAAGCGGAUGCGGGAAUGCCUACCAUGUCUCCAGGACAGCACUUACACGAAUGCCAGCGAGGACGGCGGCGUUGGGAAUGAUCAGUACUGGUUCAUGUUUCACCUUAAAUACACUCAACAAUACUGCCUCUACGACACCGCCGCCGAGACCUCAGGCAACGACAUUAAGUCCUGCGACGUCGAGUGUGCGCCUCUGAAACCAGUCCUCACGAACUUAUGGGGCGACACUAGUCCACCACAGGCGCUGUAUGAGUACUGCGACGAGAACUCGAAGGUGUAUCCGAACUAUGCACCUGAUUGUGCGAGUUGUUUGAGAGCCCGCAAAGGAUCUGUGGUGCUGGGCAAUUUCAUGGACACAAUGUCGAACGCCUGCAUCGCCAGACCCAAUGUCACCACAGACAAAGCCCUGUUCGAGAUCAAAGCCAAGAACGACGAUCUGUGGAACGCGGAUGUUGUUUCGCAGACGACGGAGAGCGCGCCUACUGCUACUGAUGCAGGUGCAAGCGUCCCCACAGGAACAAGCACAUCCAACAGCAGCAACGCCGAAGCCGAGGGCUCAAAUACCUCAAACUCAACGUCCCCCGCCUCCUCCCCCUCUCCAUCCUCCCCGUCAUCAUCAUCAUCAGACAGCGGCCUCUCCUCAGGCGCCACAAUAGGCAUAGGCGUCGGCGUCGGCCUCGCCGCCCUCGCCGUUCUUGCAGGCAUCCUCUUCUGGUUCUUGCGUCGCAGGCGCUCACGUCGCAACACUACCCAACGCACUUCUGUUUCGGCAGGGAAGGGCGAGAAGCACGAGUUCACACCCCUCCCACAGGGCAGUCCCGGCCAGCAUCAACAGCUACCGCGAUAUCCCUCCGGCGGAGCGCAGGGAGUUGUGAAUGGUGGGCAAGGAGAGCAGAAAUAUCCGUACACGGCGUACUCGCCGGAGCAGAGUGCGGAGUUGGGUGGUGGACGGCAUCAUCCGGUUGAGAUGAGCGGGCAGAGGGUUGUGAGUGAGAUGGAUGGCGGGCCGUGUGGGAGGUUUGUGGCGGAGCUGGACGGGGCGAACGGGCAUGGGAGGAGAUGA
This is a messenger RNA of Cyphellophora attinorum, 1242 nucleotides long. RefSeq lists its product as uncharacterized. The record is from RefSeq and is a predicted model, not a curated record. The transcript is spliced from 3 exons. NCBI's taxonomy places the organism in Eukaryota, Fungi, Ascomycota, Eurotiomycetes, Chaetothyriales, Cyphellophoraceae. The coding region runs from base 1 to 1242 and encodes 413 amino acids.